GUCCAUUAAAUGAGCUCCAUACAGCCCUGCAGCUGCAGACUGGAGGCCAGCAGGUUGUUAUUUCUUUCUUUUGCUUUCUCUAUCUAUUUAUCUGAACUUCUUUCCUUGUGCAGCUGCAACAAACCCAAUUUCCCGUAGAGGUUUAUAUUAUCUUAUCUUACAGUCACCGCUAAGUGACUGUAAGAUAAUAUAAUAUAUACCUUUAUGGGAAACGCUGGUCUCCAACCAUCAUUUAAAAAAGGUAACCAAUUAAAAACCUCCCAGUGCACAAAAAUAAAUGUUUAACUGCAGUUUUUGUGACAAUGGAGACAAUUUAUACAGGUCAAAAGUCCUCAAGAUAACAACAUUCACACAUCUCAUGAUCAAAAACUCACAUUGUGCAGAGCCAACGCCCGCGUGGAGAUAAGAAAUGUAAAGAUGUAACAGCAGUCAGGAAGAAGAGAUUCAUUCAUUUUCAAAGGAAACAUCAUCAUCAUCAUCAUCAGGAUCUGUUGGGCUUCCCAUCGAGUGCUGCAGUCUGUGAAGCAUCAGGACGUCUGAUUGUGACAUUAUUCAUCAUCAGCGAUCUGUCAGCCAGCGACCAACAAUCCUGUUUGUUGAUCAAUCUGAGGAGGCUCAGCUGAUUAGCUUGAUAAAACGCUGCCAUCCAGCCCUCUGUCUGACUCUGAAUCAGUUCCAGCUGAGAGACAUGGUAUCAACAGCAGGUUCUGAUGAAUGGAGGAUUGUCCUGAUUGGGAAGACCGGGUCGGGGAAGAGUUCAGCAGGAAACACCAUCUUGGGUCGAGAAGCUUUUGAGUCUGAACUUUCUGCAAUAUCUGUGACAUCAGAAUGCAGGAAAGAAAGAGGAGAGGUUGGAGGACAAAAGGUUGCUGUGAUCGACACUCCAGGACUGUUUGGGACCAGUUUAACCCAUGAAGAUGUGUGGAGGAAGAUCAAGAUGUGCAUCGAUAUGUCCUCUCCUGGUCCUCACGCCUUCCUGGUGAUUGUUCAGCUGGGCCGGUUCACAGAGGAGGAGAGACAAACCGUGAAAAUGAUUCAGGAGACUUUUGGUGGAGACGCCGAUAAAUACACGAUGGUGUUGUUCACUUAUGGAGACAAGCUGAAGAAACAAACCAUUGAAGAGUUCAUUUCAAAGAGCAAAGACCUGCCUGACAUCAUUGAGAAGUGUCACGGCCGUUAUCAUGUCUUCAACAACGAGGUGGACGACCCGUCUCAAGUCAGUCAGCUUCUAGAGAAGAUAGACGCGAUGGUCGAGGACAACGGCGGAACGUACUACACCACAGAGAUGUACAAGAGAGCAGAAGAAGAAACACUGAGAGUGGGCUAAUUUUUAAAAAAUGCCCCACUUUCUAAAAAUGUUUAAAUUUUCUAAAAAUAAAUGUCUUAAUUUUCUAAAUAUGCCCACAC
This is a messenger RNA of Sebastes umbrosus (honeycomb rockfish), 1407 nucleotides long. Its product is annotated as GTPase IMAP family member 9-like. The transcript has 3 exons. The record is from RefSeq and is a predicted model, not a curated record. NCBI's taxonomy places the organism in Eukaryota, Metazoa, Chordata, Actinopteri, Perciformes, Sebastidae. Bases 689 to 1327 code for a protein of 212 amino acids. Gene Ontology annotation, molecular function: GTP binding.